Molecule: messenger RNA, 417 nt
Organism: Parathielavia appendiculata
Lineage: Eukaryota; Fungi; Ascomycota; Sordariomycetes; Sordariales; Chaetomiaceae
Exons: 2
Coding region: 1-417 (138 amino acids)
Source: RefSeq, a predicted model, not a curated record
AUGGCCCGCACGAUUGACUAUCAAGGUGCGCUGAGGUCAAUUGCCGUCGACCGAUCCAUGCCUGUCAAGCCACCCAUCCUUCCGGAGGGGAAUCUUCCUCCCGGAGUCUCCAACCGAAGGACCCAGGGAGUCGGCGGAAUUAGCAACAGCCGGUCCCACGCCAACACCACCGGUGGCGACCACGGAGCCUGUAGGAGCAUUCAACCUGGCUACGGCUCUGUUCGCGUCGGCUGGGCCGGCGUGGCUGAGAUGGAGGCUGCACUUCACACGCAGUCCCUCGGCAAGGGGAUCCCGCACACCAAGGGCAAGAUCGGACCCUCGGGAGUGGGAGACUUCGUCGUCAGGCAAACGCUCGAGGGAUAUCAGGGAGCCGACAUUGCCCAGGUGGAAACGUCCUCAGGGCGGAGAGCAAGAUGA